Ipomoea nil (Japanese morning glory) is the source of this 2745-nucleotide messenger RNA. RefSeq names its product armadillo repeat-containing protein 8. The coding region runs from base 207 to 2201 and encodes 664 amino acids. Lineage: Eukaryota; Viridiplantae; Streptophyta; Magnoliopsida; Solanales; Convolvulaceae. Gene Ontology annotation, biological process: proteasome-mediated ubiquitin-dependent protein catabolic process. Gene Ontology annotation, molecular function: protein binding. Gene Ontology annotation, cellular component: GID complex. The transcript has 9 exons. The record is from RefSeq and is a predicted model, not a curated record.
CCGUAAAGGUUGGGUGCGUGGUAUAUUUUGCAGGUGACGCAGCGAGCGGUGACGAAACUGGAAUCGGGUCGUCCUGUUCAGCCCACCUCCUGUGACUCCCAUUCGAAGCAAAACCGCAAUUUCCAAAAAUUCAACAAAUCGAAACCUCCGAUUCCCUUUUCCUCUCAUUGGCGCAUGAACUCCAUCUCGAUUCGCUCCCGACCGCCAUGCCGACGUCAGCCUCACCGACGCCGCAUCAUUACAGCCGCACCGAGGACCUGAUCGGACGGCUGAGCUCCACCAGCCCCGAGAUUCAGCUCAAGGCGCUCCGGGAGGUUAAGAACCAGAUAAUCGGGAAUCGAACUAAGAAGCUCUCGUUCCUCAAGCUCGGUGCCGUCCCCGCCGUAGUUUCGGUUCUUUCCUCGGUCGCGUCCGCUCAGGUCGGCGGAGAAAUCCACGAUUCGCUCGUAAUUCAGUCCGCUGCUGCGAUUGGGAGCUUUUCCUGCGGUUUUGAUGCGGGAGUUAAGGCGGUUCUCGAGGCCGGAGCUUUUCCCCUCCUUCUCCGCCUAAUUUAUCAUUCCAACGACAAGGUUGUGGAUGCUGGUGCACGGUCACUCAAGUUGAUUUAUCAGUCAAGACUGGCUCCAAAAUAUGAUUUUAUUCAAGUGGAAAAUGUAGAAUUUAUCCUUUUUCUAUUGAGCAGUGAGAAUGAAAAUGUUUCUGGACUUGGUGCAAGUAUAAUCUCCCAUUCUUGCAAGACAUGUGGAGAACAGAAGGCAUUGAGUGAUGCUGGAGUUACAAAGAAACUUAUUAGUCUUCUUAGAGGCUCUCUUGUUCAGAGGGAUGCUAGUCUAGAAGCCCUGGCCACAAUUGUGAAAGGAAACCCCGAAGUCAUUUUGAAAUUUAUGGAACCUGAAAGUGGAAGAGCUUUGAGUACAGUUAUUGAGUUAACCAAGGAUAAAAAUUCUCGAACAAAACUGCUUGCCUGCACAUGUUUGAUUUCAAUAAGAAACACUUCUCAUUCUUAUCUUCAGGAUGUACAAAUCAAAAGAAAAUUGAUAUUAAUAUUACUGGAACUUCUUGAGGAUUCUGGUCAAGUUGGGGAUGAAGCUCCUUUUGUUUUAUCUAGUUUACUUUCAGAAAAUGAGGAACUACAAAGAUUAGCAUUUGAAGCAAAUGCUAUUAAUAGACUUUGCAAACACCUGGAAAAGGGCUCACUACAACCAAGGAGAUCACAGGGAAUAUUGCAUGCAUUAGCUGAUCUCUGUUCAAGGCUGGAAUGCUGUAAGGAUCGGCUCCUAUCAUUAGAGGCUUUGAAGCUUGUGACUGAUGCCCUUAGCUCCAAGAGUCCCGAAGUUCGUGUUGCAGCUUGCAUUUGUCUGAAAAAUGUAUCUCGUUCAGUCAAGAACCUGAGUGCAGGUUGUUUCAUGAAAGAAACUGUAAUAGUCCCCUUGGUUGAGCUUUUAUUUGACGACUCUGACAUUGUACAGGUUGCCGCCCUUGGUGCCAUUAGCAAUGUAGUGGUUGACUUUGCGGCAAAUAAGUCAAUGUUCAUGCAAUGUGGAGGUGUGAAACAGCUUGUUCAACUUUCAAGGUCAAUGGAUUCAACUAUUAGGGUAAAAGCAGUGUGUGCUUUGAGGAAUCUGAUAUUCCUUGUAAACAACAGGUGCAAGGAAGAGAUCCUAUUGGAACUCACACAACCAAUGUUAAGAUGUCUUAUUUGUGAUUCUGAAGCCAGUGUUCAAGAGCAAGCUUUGGCUCUUGUUCGCAAUCUUGUUGAUGGACCUAUAGAUUGCAUCGAUUAUGUCUUUGUUGAGGAUGCUCUUCUGCUACAUGCUGUAGGGAGACAACUGCAAAGUGCUUUAAAAACUGAAGUUUUAAUUCAGGGUAUGUAUGUCCUUGGCAAUGUAGCAUCUGGAAAUGAAUUCCACAAGGAAGCAGUUAUGCACCAGCUUUUCCCACCUUCGUCUAAUGACACCCACUCAGUGGUCUUUAAGUUCUUGCAGAGUCAUGACAGCCAAUUACGCACUGCUGCUGUUUGGGCUUUAGUAAAUCUAACUUUUCCAAGCGGUCCUGGAGCAUUUCAUCGGGCUGUGAAACUACGAAAUUCAGGAGUUCUUUCCCAACUGAAGAACAUGGUCAAUGAUCCCUGCUUGGAUGUGAAGCUUAGAGCAAGAACAGCUCUUGGGCAAUCAGUGACUUCUGGUGAUGGCUCAGCAUGAAUAUUAUGUUUAUAUAUGCUUAAUCGAAUGGCUAGCACAACAGUCCCAGUGGAGCAUGAUCGUUUGGGCUUCAACUUGUUUUAAAGUGCCAUUUCUUUACCUGGACCUUUAAGAUCAUGGCUUAAGCAUUUACUACAAUAUCUUUCUGUUCGAAGCUUCACGGGGGAGCAUGCUUAUGUUGUGUGUGAUGUUUGCUGAGCAGGUCAUCUUCAAGAGUUUUGUUUCCAUGACCUCUCCGACGGUUAGCGAUUGUUGAGAACUAUUGUUAUUUCUAUGUAUGUAUAAUGUUUGCAACAGGUGUAGUUUACCCCUUCCCCGUCAUGACAACAUGCUUCUCUCUAUGUUUUGGUUUUACAUAUUUCCGAUUUUACCCCUGCUGAGUGAGUCCCUCAUGGGGUAUGGGUGGGGAAUCCUUAUUCCUCACCCCACAAGGUACAAUGUAUGUAAGUUUUGUAUCUCGGAAUAAUCUUAAAAGCUCAAAUCUUGAUCUCCUCCUGUGGUUUCCUUUUGCUGAAGUCUUGUAAAAGUGUACAUUGCCUUCUAU